Messenger RNA from Cylicocyclus nassatus, 3028 nucleotides. The record is from the annotation of a GenBank genome assembly. Lineage: Eukaryota; Metazoa; Nematoda; Chromadorea; Rhabditida; Strongylidae.
UUCAACUCUUUCAGAUUCUCAUUUCUGUACCCUGAAACUCCUUGUCGUCAAGUGAGCUCUUUUUUACCGUAUCACUUUGUGAUGACUGUGGACGAUGCUGUUCUCAAUAAAGUACUGAAGUAUGGCAAACUGAUCAAGAAAAAGGAGAAGGUGUCUCAUGCUUUGGCAAGAUUGAACAACAUUGAUAUGACGCUGGAGAUAUUGUCUGCUACCAAUAUUGGCCGCUAUGUAAACAGGUUGUGCCAUGAUGCAGAAUAUGGUCGCGAUGCAUCCAAAAUUAUCGAAAAAUGGAAGGAGAUUGCUCGACAAAGUGGUGUCAGGGGUGGUGAUGAAGACCGCAAUUCCGAGGACGAUCAUCCUCAACAAAAUGGCUCUUCAGAUUCGAUUGAAUCAGAUGAGCAUGGAUCAUAUCUUAUGAAGAGCGAUGAUGCUCAUCAAGAUUCUGAACAAUAUAAUCACGAGGAUGCUUACAAAGGUGAAGACUCUGACGAGGACUCUCAUAGCCGUCGUUAUAAACGUGAAGAGAAGUCCAGAGAUCACUACGAAGACACCGAAACAUCAGGGCAAAGGCAAUACUGCGACGAUAGACGAAGCAAUCACUCUCAUGACGAUGCAGAUUCUGAUAGUGCUUAUCACGAUUACGAAGACAAUCAUGAUCAACGGCGCACGAAUGACUACGAUAGUGAUGGUGCAGGUCAAACACUUGAUAGGCCAUGUUCAUCUCGUGCUAGCGACGCUAAGGAUUCGAGAAAAAGGCACCACAAUGCGGAAGAGCGAACUUCAUCCAAGCAGCUUUCGAAUGAAACGAAGAAAGUCAAAGCAAGCAAGGUUGUUACUGAGUUCGACAUGAUAUUGCAAAGUGCGGACACCGGACACCCCAAACAUAAAAAAGUGCGAGAUGCACACAUUAAGUGGACCGAAAUGCCUGUGUUGACGAAUUACCAGCCAUUUCCGCAGGCUGUGCGAGUAGCAAAAGAUGCUAAUACGUCUCCCGCUGAUGAUUUCAACCCAGAAAAUAUGUUCAAACCACGAAAUGAGCGUGGCAAAGUAUUCGCUGGGCGUCGAAAAAGCACUCCAUUAAUUGUACCCUCAUUGUUCAAUAUCUGCCUGAGGGUACUCUCUAACAAUAUAGGAGUAUUGCUCUAUGCCGAGUACAUCCCUUAUGAUGUGUUGAAGCCGGUACUGGAGAAAUGUACUGAUGAAGAACUGGCCAGUAUUGAAACAAAGCACCCGUACAUCGAAGAUGAUUCGGGCGAGUUGUGGCAGCGGCUCGUUUCCAAAAAGUAUCCAGGAGAGGAGCCAGAUACUGAUGGUUCUUGGAAAGAAUUGUAUUACUACCUCGAAAAAGAAAAGGAAGAAAAAUUGAAACGUUUGAGCCAACGUAUCGGAAAGAUGCAUCAAGCUGAUUCAGCCAAAGGGCAAAGAAAGACGUUGCUAGCUGAUGCAACUGCUCCUCUUUCCGUGAGGCGACGGCAAAUGCAGCACGGCAUUGCGCAUGUCUCCCGUCCACUACCUAGCGCAAUUGAAGUAUCCAGCGCUCGUAGGAAGAUCUUCGAGACUGGAGGUUCUAAAGCGGCUUUGUCCACUUUACCUUCAGCUGUUGUGAACCGCAAUUCAACUGUUGGAGCGAAGACUGAUCGUCACGCAAAAAAACCACCAGCCAAGAAAGGCGCGCUGAUGAUCAAAACCAUGAAAAUGUUGAAUAUGAAGCGCAAAUGAUGCGGAUGAUUUGCUUGCUUGGUUAGCUGCAGCAUUUCGACGGCAGGUUCAGGCAUUUUGCAUGAUUCGUUGCUCGUACUUCUUUUCGGUGUGCUUCGUCCGGAAACGUCUUCGUCGAGGUUUGUCCGGAGAAGGUUCGUGUUCCUUCUGAAUCAGUGAGCGCUGUGUCCCUGGACGUGUUUCAUAGUAAGAGCUAUGUCAUUUCUGACAUGUACGGCUGUGUCACAUCACUAAUGUACAUAUCGUCGUUCUUAGAUCAGAGUUCUCCAUUCGUACACUUCAAAUGGUCAUGAUUCUUUUUGACAUUAUUAUACAUAUAGAUAUGUUCCCCUAGUUGUGCUAUUGGGUUGUAUUUAACUAAAGGUACGGUGAUAUUGUCGUUUUUGCGAGUACAGCUGUAGCCCAACAUUUGCUCAGGCAUGUUCCCGUAUAAUGCAGAUUUUUUUUAGAUUUUGGUAGAUAGUUAAAUUAAUUAAGCCAGCGAGGCUUUUCUUAGAUGUUUGACUGAUCAUCGCUGCAGUUUUCGUAACUUUUAUGCUCGACCUUUCUAGCAAAUGUGCAGUUUCUGAGGCAUAAUCAAAUGAGACUUCGGCAUCGGCGAAAACAACGUAGGUAUCCAUUUUCCGCUAUCAUCUAUACAAAACUUUUGCCUUACAAUGUUGAAGGAUAGAGUGAGGAAAAGAAUACCGUUUUCUUAAACUGCGCUUAUAAGUUAAUUUGCACGAAUGUUAUUAUUUAUCUGUAGGAUUUUACGAAAUUAGGUACAAAACAGAGUUAGGUUUAUCAUUUUAUUGCGCGGUAAUCUUGGGCAUGUACUAGUAAUUUUUAUAAGACUAAUGGGUUUCAUAAAUUGUUAAAGCUACUUGUUAGUUUCAUAAUUUUCUUUCCGUUUUCAUUACUUUUAUCCGUUUUCAUUACUGCAAAUCUUGUACGCUCCUUUGGUAAAUUUGUGAGUUUAACUUCAUGUAUUCAGCUUCGGUGACCGUAUAAUCAAGUUGGUAACAUUCGGUCUGUUAUGUGGUUGUUUACGUUUAUGGUGUAGUUUGUUGCUUUGCGUGAAACGAUUACGCGUAUUUAUUUGUCUUUCUAACAUACCAGAUUGUCUUGAUGUGAUACGCUUCUGUGUGACUGGUUUUCUAGUGAAUGGCAUAUAAUUUUGAUGAGUAAAUCCGGAUAAUUUUUGUCUUAACAUAUCCACAAAGAAGAAGGGUUGUGAUUUGUAAGUGGAAAGAGGAGACUGCCGCACAGUAACUUCUUGUUCUCUGUCGUUGAGAUCGAAAAACGCUAUGUGGAAGCAGUGUAAAACCUA